Anisakis simplex (herring worm) is the source of this 2322-nucleotide messenger RNA. The record is from the annotation of a GenBank genome assembly. NCBI's taxonomy places the organism in Eukaryota, Metazoa, Nematoda, Chromadorea, Rhabditida, Anisakidae.
AUGGUUUACCGCCCCUUAGCGGUAGCCAUAACGCAGUUGAGAGCGAAUGAGACUCAUCAAUCACACCAAAAAAACUGUCAUUAUUCAGACAAUAAUAGUGUUUUAUCAGCAUCCAAUUGUUGCAUCGUUAAAUAUGAUGAUGGUCGUAAACGAAGGAAAUGCUCUACAAAUUGUUUUUGUUACCCAAAUCAAAAUGAUUCCAAUUGCAAUACUGCAAUUUGCCAUACUGCAUUGCUCAAGAUUAUUGCUGCCACUUUAUUGCUUUGUUUAACUGCUUUUACUGGUGUACAGCAUAUUCGAAUUUCGAGACUUGAAGAAAGGAUAAGAUGGGUGGAAGAACAUUGCGCUACAAUUUCAUCUGCUAAAUCAAGAAAUAUUUCGACUUCGAAGGCUGAUGAAAUUUCUGAACGAAAUUACGCAAGCAGGAGCGCGAGGGCAUUGUAUACGGACAAUCAGUGCCUGUGCCCUCCAGGUCCAAAGGGAGAGCCUGGCCCACCAGGACCACCGUCACUUGACAAACUUUCCCGACGUCAGUUGCGGUCAUUCGGAUUUCUCUAUUCACCAAGUGGCCAAUCCAUUCAACUUCGAGGUGUUCCUGGAUCACCUGGCCCUCCUGGUGCGAAAGGCGUUCGAGGUUACCCCGGCUUCCCUGGACCGAUUGGACUGGAUGGACCAAAAGGUGUACCGGGCUCACCAGGUCCAAAGGGAGAGCGAGGUGAGCGAGGUCCAAUGGGUCCACCAGGCUAUCCAGGUCCGAAAGGAGACCGCGGGUACGUGGGUGGGCCUUUGAGUGGCACACAGGUUGGAAGUGGGAAUCCUGUUGCGCCUAUGUUGAUUCAGGGUCCACCAGGUCCCCCUGGAAUGCCUGGCCCACCAGGUGAAACUGGACGGCCUGGCACAGUGGGCCCUAAAGGUGAUCGAGGUUUACCUGGUUUUGAUGGAGAAUCGAAAGUUGGGCCAAAAGGUGAGCCAGGAGAACCAGGUACUCAGGGAAGAAUCGGACCAGUCGGACCCGCCGGUCCGAUGGGAUUAAAGGGUGAUCCCGGAAUGCGAGGACCUCCUGGACCGCCUGGCUUUGUCUCAAAACAGGAACCUGGUCAUGUGGUGGAGGGUCGAGUCGGUCCACCUGGGAUGCCGGGUCCUCCUGGUCUAACCGGACCUCCGGGCAUGCCAGGACCACCAGGAGCGAGUGGACCAAAGGGUGACCCGGGCAAACCGGGUCGUGAUGGCCGUGACGGAAAUCCAGGUCCACCAGGCAGGACUGGUUAUAUAGGACCACCGGGUGAGAAAGGUGACAGAGGAGAACCAGGUGAUCAAGGGCCUCGAGGUCCACCUGGAAUGAUCACUUCUGCAUCAUUACGAAGCCCUGGACAUGUGAUCGCUGGUCCACCAGGUCCACCAGGCCGAGAUGGACGAAAUGGCGAGAAAGGAGAAAAGGGCGAUACCGGUAGUUUGGGUCCGGUUGGUCCAAUCGGUUUGUCUGGUCCGAAAGGGGACCCCGGUCGACGUGGAAGACGAGGUAAAGAUGGUUUGAUGAUAUCGGAAGCACAGCUUAUCAAGAAAGUGCUGCCUUCCCUAAGAGCAGCUAUUCGUGAUAGCGCUGGAAAACCCGGACAACCCGGUCCACCUGGACAAAUGGGACCAAUUGGACCACCUGGUUCGCCCGGACUACGCGGUGAAAGGGGACCACAAGGUUUACCAGGUCACGCUGGCUUGAAAGGUGAUCGUGGUGAUAUCGGACCACCGGGGUUGAUUGGACCUCCUGGACUACCAGGCCCACCGGGCGAGCGAUUGGAAACCACAGCUACAGGCAGCGCGUCGUUGGCUGUGCCGGGACCACCAGGACCAAGGGUGCACCAUUUUGGUAGUCCUGGACUACCGGGUCCUCCUGGACUGAAAGGCGAGAAAGGAGAUACUGGUUUCGCCGGUGUUCCUGGCUCACUUGGAUUACCGGGACCUCCUGGACCAAUGGGUAUACGUGGACCGCCAGGUUUACCAGGAAACGAAGGGAGACCUGGCAAGAUCGGUCCAACUGGAGCGCCGGGCCCAAAGGGCGAUUCCGGAAUCCAGGGACCCGUAGGACCACCGGGUGAGCGAGGAAACACAGGAGAUCGAGGACCGAGAGGUGAACCAGGCCUGCAAGGUGAGAAAGGAGAGCAGGGAAUACCUGGCUUGGAUGCUCCUUGUCCUACUGGACCUGAUGGAUUGCCGAUGCCGUUCUGCGCGUGGAAACCAAUUGAUGUGAGAUUCUUUGCUCUUCAUUGCAAUUUGUUCAUGAAGCAGAAAUUGCUGACAUUAUCAACUGACCUCCUCGAUGAGUGA